Molecule: messenger RNA, 1851 nt
Organism: Drosophila novamexicana
Lineage: Eukaryota; Metazoa; Arthropoda; Insecta; Diptera; Drosophilidae
Gene: Ggamma1
Product: guanine nucleotide-binding protein subunit gamma-1
Exons: 2
Coding region: 285-497 (70 amino acids)
Biological process (GO): G protein-coupled receptor signaling pathway
Cellular component (GO): heterotrimeric G-protein complex
Molecular function (GO): G-protein beta-subunit binding
Source: RefSeq, a predicted model, not a curated record
UCACGUUCCAUUGGUUUGGGUGUGUAUCUUUUUGUUCAAGUCAGGCGAACCUGAACUUAUUUGUCGGAAAUAUUGACAAAAUAUUAAACAUAAAACUGCGCGCGCGUCUGAAUACACAGAUUCAUCCAAAAACGAGAAACCUUACCAAAGAAAAAAAAAUCAAAAAGAAAUUUAAACUAUAUUAAAAGCAUUUUAAGCACACAACCAGCACUACUACUUACUAUUGUAUUUGCAUAUCGUAUCUGAGAACAUUUUCAACAAUAGGCCUAUCCGAGACAGCCGUAAUGGACGUAAUGUCAUCAUCACUGCAACAGCAGCGCAUUGUCGUGGACCAGCUGCGUCGGGAGGCGGCCAUAGAUCGGCAGUCGGUGUCUGUGUCUUGCGACAAAAUGAAGAAAUAUAUAUCGGAGCACGAGCAGGAGGAUUACCUAUUGACUGGUUUCACCAGCCAGAAGGUAAAUCCCUUCCGCGAGAAAUCCUCGUGCACUGCUCUUUAAGCCGAUUCGUAUCGGAUAAUAUAUUUGUUUUUCGUUAUUAAGUUCUUUAUAAACAUCAAGCACCCAAUCCCAAUUAAAGAUGAUGAGUAAAAACCUGAACAAUAACACCACCAGCUAAAAACAUAAUAUAUAUAUAUAUAUAAACACAAAUUACAAAAAGCAAUAUUAUUACAAAGCAAAAGCGCAUAGAAAUCUGUAAAAGGGCCUAAUGUGUACCAAGUCGUAAAUACUUAGAACGAAAAGACAUAACAACAAACAGCAAUGAAAAUCUUAAAUUCUUCAAAAACUCUUAACUUUUGGCAUUUAUUCGGGUAAUAUCAGCAUAUAUAGUAGAGCAACCAACCAGUGUACACGAAUAUAUCCCAACUUAAAGGACAAUUACUGUGCGGACUAUAGCAACAACUACCUAAACUAUGAAAUCAAUAUGAAAUUAAUAUAUCAAUCCAAUAUAUAUUUAUUAAAGCAUAGUAAACACACAAAUAAAUACAAAAUUAACACGAACAACACCUAUUUUGCCUACUUAUUUCAAGAAUAAUCUGUACACGUUGUUAAACAUACUCAAUUAUGAAGUAUGCAUAUUCAAGAAUAUAUUAUUAUAUACAUUUAUAAAUCCCAACUAUGCGGAUUCAAACUAUAUGAUUACUUUAAAAGCUUUAAAUGCAGGCAGAAUUACGGCCAUAACAAGCUAGUUCAACUUUACAUAGUGUGUUUAAUAUCAAGUUUUUCUUAGCAAAAUAUUAAAGCUCGUUGCAGUAACGCGACAAAAAUAUAUAAAUGCAAAAAUAUAUAUGGUAUAUAUAUAUAUCUCUAAAGUAGUUUUUGUCAUUUUGAUUAUCAACUGGCAGUUCAUGCUAAUAUAUUAUCUUGCUAAAAUGAACGAUAAUUUAUUUUAUGGAUCUCUAGAUCUCAAUGAAACUCGACACGAAUCUGAAAAUUGUUUCUUUCAAUUUCUGGCUUAAGCAAAUUGUAACAAUGUGUGAUUCUGUGCUAAGUAAACGAAAUAUUAAGAAAAGAAUUGACAAAAAAACUCACUCAUAAUACUUGCAUAUUAUUAAAGCUAAUGUCGACAUUGUAAAUCGGGUGUUAUCACGACAGCACAUGAUGUCACAUCUAUCAAAUGAUUUGUGCGCGGUUGAGCCUAUAUUUUUGUAAAGGAUAAACGAACCAAAUUGUAUUUGGCAUGAGUGGCAAAGUAUAUAUUAAAGCUGAGUUAUUUUUCUACACUCUAACAUGGUAUUGGGCAAAUUUGUAUGGUAUUGGAAUGAAACAAAACGGUUCUCCCAUCGAGAGAAACAUUCAAAUUUCCAUAAUCACAUCUAAAACAAACCCACAACCCACACUCAUAAAAAAAACA